UUGAGUUUUGAGGAGUUUCGUUUUUGUGUGUAUUCUAUUCGUAAUCGAUGUAUAAAUUUUGCCAACGCCUACUUGCGCUAUCGCAGUCACCAUUUAGCAAGCGGCUUGUUUAGUCCCGUACACGGAGAGAAAAAUGGACAUUUAUUACAACAUAAUUUCGCCACCGAGUAGGGCGUUGGCUCUGCUGUUGAGUAAUCUCGGUUUGCUGAGUGUGUCUUGGAAGAGCUUGGAUUUGCUCGCGGGAGAACAGCUUGCUCCGGAGUUUGUGGCCAUCAACCCGCAACACUGCGUACCAACGCUGGUCGACGGCGAUGUAGUUUUGUGGGAAGCCAACGCCAUCAUGGUUUAUCUGGCGGAAAAGUACCAGAUUCCGGAAUCGGGUUAUCCGACAGAUCCGGUUCGUCGGGCACUCAUGUUGCAGCGAAUGUUCUUCGACGUGGGAACCCUGCACAAGGCCAUUACGGAGUGCUACAGCCAUCAGGUGGUAACUGGGAAGCAGGAGAAAAGUGAAACUGCCGUCAAGAAGUUGGACGAAGUUCUGAAACUUUUGGAUGGAUUCCUGGCUAAGGGAAAAUACGUGGCUGGUGAUACGUUGACGUUGGCCGAUUUCUCCAUUGCAGGAACGAUGUCCAUUUUGACGCUGGUUGAACACGAUUUGAGUUCGUAUGAGCAGAUAAUACGGUGGCAGAACUUGUGCAGUGAGAAAAUGUCCGGCUAUGGAGGGUUGAUGGACGAAGCUGAAGCCGAGUGGCCAAAGUUUUUGGAAAACUUGAAGAAAACAACGAUCUUUGGAUACUUCUCUAGUCCAAACCCACAAACGUCCAAAAACGAGACGCUGGCCACCAGCGUCAAAUCCGCAACGGUCAAACGAUCUCCAGCUGCGUACCGACUCCGCCCCAAAAACUCCUCCAAAAAGCCCAAAGCCUCGCAGACCUUCUCCAGGUCCUUCUCCGUUGCGACGGAUUUGCUGUUCCACUGCGUACGAGAUACGCAUCAAAGAUCGGAUAUUGUUAGGUUAUUUGAGAUCUUUGAAGGUCCUUCAGAGCAUUUUUUUUGGGAAGUAGUGAGAUUUACCAACGGAACAUUGUUGGCAAAGAAAAAAAAAACAAUGUUUACUGUUAAAACAAGUUGCGUGUGUAUUUUUAUCCGACUCAAACAAAAUUAUUUGGAGAUAACGUUAUCUUAUCGUUCCUGCAAAAACUUCAUGAACGAUAGAUUCACAAAAUCAAUUUCACCUCGGCCGUCUCUGUGGUCAGUAACGUCUCCUGAAUCCAGAGAUCUUCAAAACCACAAACCGAUGGAUCUGUACUACCACCCGAUUUCACCGCCCUGCUGGUCGGUCCUCCUGCUAGGACGCGAACUUAACCUAACCUUCAACCUCAAAGUGAUCGACAACUCCGUUCAGGGUGCCGCGCGGGAAUCCUUCGUCAAGUUCAAUCCGCAGCACCAGGUGCCCACCCUGGUGGACGGUGACUUUGCCAUCGGCGAAUCCCGCGCCAUCCUGUCCUACCUGAUGGACGCCCACGCCGGUUCCGAUGACCACCCGCUCUACCCGAGAGCCCCAAAAUCCCGUGCCCUCAUCCAGCACCGGCUCAACUUCGAUCUGGGCAUGCUGUACCGCCGGGCGUACGACUACUUCUCGCCCAUCUGGCGGUCCGGAACGAUCGGAACCGACGCCGACAGGGAGAAACUUCGCGAGGCGCUCGGAUUUCUCGAGGAAUACCUCGGUCGGAGCGAGUACGCGGCCGGCGAUCGACUGACCAUUGCGGAUUUGGCGCUGGUGGCGAGCGUGUCCUUUAUGGACGUGUGCCGGUUUGAGGAGCUUGCCAGCUACCCGAAAGUGAGCACGUGGUACGAACGGUGUCGGGAGGAGUUGAAGGGUUAUCAGGAGGCGGUGGCGGAUCAGUUUUCCGACGCGAGGGCGUUUAUCGAGCAGUUCAAGUGAGAUGUUGGCGAACACGUGAUUGAACCAGUGAGCAGUUUUUUUAUGUCAAGUUUUAUAUUGUUUUGGUCCUUUUUUCAAACUCAUUCAAACUCGUAAGCUAGAAUUAAAUCAAAACUUGUCAUGAAAAUAUAACAUUUUUGUGAAUAUAAAAAAGGUAUUUGGAACAAAGUUGA
Culex pipiens pallens (northern house mosquito) is the source of this 2118-nucleotide messenger RNA. RefSeq lists its product as uncharacterized. NCBI's taxonomy places the organism in Eukaryota, Metazoa, Arthropoda, Insecta, Diptera, Culicidae. Gene Ontology annotation, molecular function: glutathione transferase activity. The transcript is spliced from 4 exons. Gene Ontology annotation, biological process: glutathione metabolic process. Bases 134 to 1945 code for a protein of 603 amino acids. The record is from RefSeq and is a predicted model, not a curated record.